AAUAUGCUUAUAGCAUUCUUACUGAUACAAAUUCUUCUAUUGCUAACCUUGCACUAUCAAAAAAUAAAGACAGUUCUGUAGUUAGCAAAUAUUCAGAUAAUCAAUUUAAAUUUCGUGAUGUAAUAAAUCUUGCAAAAGCUAAACUUCUUGGAAUAUUAAGCAUUGUAUCAGAACUUGUUAGGGCAUACAUGGCUACUCUGAUUGCAAUUGACAAAGAUUACGAAAAUUAUAUUAUCACAUACCUUUCUGAACCUAUACUUUCAGAGGCUUUAUUGGAAUUAAUGUCAAAGGGAAAUAUUUGGAAAGAAGUUCUUCAAGAAUUAGAUUACACUUUUCGAUUAGGUGGUAUUCUUAAUGCUAGUACUCAAGGUUCAGCAUAUAUUAAUAAAUCUUUAUUAGAGAUAUAUUGCUAUGAUGAAGAAUAUAAACAAUUUAAUAAUACUUUAUUAUAUGACCUUCAUAAAUAUAAAAUAAUCUUUCAAAGUCUUUUACAUUUAUGGACUGACCCAAUCCGAUUGGCUAAAGAGGAAUAUAAUGUUGAACAAUUUUUACAUCAAAUGAUGCCUUAUACAUAUUUCAGAAAAAGAGAUGAAAGGUUUACUACUCUUGAUAUCAUCUCAAGCUACAAUUCAAAGGUUGAUUCUGAAUGUAAAAUAGAGACAGCUUUAGACAAUACAGAUACAUAUUAUUGUAAAGUUGUAAGAGAGUAUCAGAUAACACUUUCUGGCUGGAAUUAA
Molecule: messenger RNA, 737 nt
Organism: Funneliformis mosseae
Lineage: Eukaryota; Fungi; Glomeromycota; Glomeromycetes; Glomerales; Glomeraceae
Source: the annotation of a GenBank genome assembly